This is a messenger RNA of Ceraceosorus guamensis, 659 nucleotides long. RefSeq lists its product as hypothetical. NCBI's taxonomy places the organism in Eukaryota, Fungi, Basidiomycota, Exobasidiomycetes, Ceraceosorales, Ceraceosoraceae. The transcript is spliced from 2 exons. The record is from RefSeq and is a predicted model, not a curated record. Bases 15 to 659 code for a protein of 214 amino acids.
CGAUAGCAGCAGAUAUGCCUUCGCGCCCACGACCCAAGAGUAGGCUGAAGACUGGCGAUGGCGAGUACGGUUCCCCGAAGCCUAGCACGUCGACUGCCAGGUCUCAUGACUCCUCGACUGGUCCACGCAUAAGGAAGCGCGAGAGAGACGACGAAGAUGACGAUCAAUGUCCAUCUAUUCACAACGAUGCCACCGCCAAUGUCGUCGAAGGAAGUCCAAGCGCUUCAAACGUCGCAGCUGAAGACUUGCCAAUCAUCGAAGAGCCUGCUGGAGCUCAGUGCGCCCCGCACGAUCCUUCUCACACCGAGCCGGAGCAAGCCGAGAGCAGCCAGGCGCUUUCGUAUAACGCGUUCGGAAUCAUGCUGGGUCAACAUCAGCAAGAUUUUCGCGGGCGGAUGAUGCAAAAGUUGUACCUCUUAGGAUUUCCGAAGCCUAAUGUCCUUCUCGUACCUGCUUACACAGAAGAUCAGGCGCUCAAAUUCGACCUACCUCGCGAGCAGAGGCCCAGUGUGGCUAUUCACGCGGUCGUGCUGCUGGAGCACUCAUAUUUUCGCACCAUCCUGGAAGCAAGAUCCUUCCAUGAUCAAGCCUCAGAAGCCGAGGACGUGCGUACAACCCCGCGGAGUCUCGCGAAGCACUGGUGCGCGUCUGACGAGUAG